This is a messenger RNA of Insectozyma verbasci, 537 nucleotides long. The record is from the annotation of a GenBank genome assembly. Lineage: Eukaryota; Fungi; Ascomycota; Pichiomycetes; Serinales; Debaryomycetaceae.
AUGGUUUUAUAUUUUGAAUCCAAACAUUCUUAUAAUUACGACUUUGAAACAACUUCAUUAGCUUAUUUAAAUCGAUAUCCAAAUCCAUUUGCAAAACAUGUUUUAUCAAUUGAUACUUUAGAUUAUCAUAUUGACUCUCAAGGACAAUUAUGUAAAACUAAUCUUAUAGUAAAACAAGGUAGAUUACCAAAAUUUAUAAAACCAUUUAUUGGAUCAGCAAAUUUAAAAAGUUGGAUAAUUGAAAAAAUUAUAAUUAAUCCAAAAUCAAAAUCUAUGAUUACUUAUACUUCAAAUAUAGAUCAUCAUAAAUUUAUAAGAGUUGAAGAAAUGUUGAAAUAUAGAGAAAAAGAUAAUAAUAAUACUACUGAAGUAUUAUCAAAAGUUAAAUUUCUGAGUAAUUUAUUUGGAUUUAAAAGAAAAAUUGAACAAUGGUCGCACGAAAGGUUUAAAUUGAAUUAUAAUAAUACUAAAGAUGGUUUAACUUAUGUUAUGAAUAAAUUAAAACAAAGAAGAAGAGGAAUGAUGGUUGUUGAAUAA